CCAUCAGUCAUUUGACAACCAAUUAAGUAAGAUGAAAAUACUGUCGACUAUCCUGCUGACUGUGGCGUUGGCUGGCUCCUGCGCAGCUGUGCCGCUCCUGGCUGAUCUGGAGUCACGCAUCACCAACGGGGACCUGGCCGCGGUGGGACAGUUUCCCUACCAGGCGGGUCUGAACAUCUCCUAUGGCAACACGAGCACUUGGUGCGGCGGCACUCUGAUCUCCCAUCGCUGGAUUGUGACGGCUGCCCACUGCACGGACGGGGCAGAGUCGGCCAUCGUCUAUUUGGGUGCCAUCAACAUUCAGGACGAGCACGAGCCCGGACAGAGGCGGUUCCACGUGGACAAGUCUCGGAUCAUUGUGCACACAAACUGGACAGCGAGCACGGUGGCCAACGACAUUUCACUGAUCCGUUUGCCAGUCCUAGUACGAUUCACCGAUAGCAUUCGGUCCGCCAGCCUGCCGAGGCGUGUCAACGGAUCAUAUCCCACCUACGAGUACCAGAGUGCCUACGCCUCGGGCUGGGGACGGGACAGCGACAGCUCGGCUGUGGUGUCUCCGGCGCUGCGUUACGUGAAGAUGCCCAUCCUGCCGCAUGCCCUGUGCAAGAUGUACUGGAGCGGGGCCGUGUCGGAGAACAUGAUCUGCAUGAGCACCACCAGCGGCAAGUCCACCUGCCAAGGCGACUCUGGCGGUCCUCUGGUCGUCAUGGAGGGCAACGAGUCCACACUGAUUGGGUCCACUUCCUUCGGCACCAACAUGGGCUGCGAGGUGGGCUUCCCGGCGGUCUUUACGCGCAUCACCAGCUAUCUCGAAUGGAUCAGGGCUCAUGUGAGGGUCUGAAUAAAAGCGCAUUGUACAUUUAUUUUUAUUUAA
Molecule: messenger RNA, 874 nt
Organism: Drosophila subobscura
Lineage: Eukaryota; Metazoa; Arthropoda; Insecta; Diptera; Drosophilidae
Product: serine protease 3
Exons: 1
Coding region: 32-841 (269 amino acids)
Biological process (GO): proteolysis
Molecular function (GO): serine-type endopeptidase activity
Source: RefSeq, a predicted model, not a curated record